AUGGCCGGAGGACUGGGAGGGGGUUGGGGUAUAAAAGGGAGGGGGAGUGGGUGGGUUGGUUCCUCAGAACAUCUUUCCCCCACUCAGCCAACCAACCAACCAACCAAAUCAGCAAUGGACUCCUUCACUCUCUUCUCCAACAACGUCUCUGCUACCACCUCCGUCCCCGCUGAGGAGGAGACCGGUGGAGGCCGUGGUACUGGCGCUUACUGCACCAUCGCUUAA
This is a messenger RNA of Coprinopsis cinerea okayama7#130, 225 nucleotides long. RefSeq names its product fungal mating-type domain-containing protein-containing protein. The record is from RefSeq and is a predicted model, not a curated record. NCBI's taxonomy places the organism in Eukaryota, Fungi, Basidiomycota, Agaricomycetes, Agaricales, Psathyrellaceae. The transcript has a single exon. Bases 1 to 225 code for a protein of 74 amino acids.